Cicer arietinum (chickpea) is the source of this 990-nucleotide messenger RNA. RefSeq lists its product as uncharacterized. NCBI's taxonomy places the organism in Eukaryota, Viridiplantae, Streptophyta, Magnoliopsida, Fabales, Fabaceae. The record is from RefSeq and is a predicted model, not a curated record.
CAAUAUUUUGAACAUUUCCACGAAGCAACCUCAGUGUUGAUGUCAUGGAAGCUUUAAUUUGAGUAAACGUGUGUUGUGGUUUAAUACUAAUAAUAAUUUGAGACAAACAAAAUAAUGUUAGUAGCAAAUAGUAAUACCAAUAAAAUUAAACACAACUAGAAAGAAUAUCAUGGUUACAUGCUCCAUAGAUUUUAACAACAAAGAUUUGGAAAUAAGCUUCUUUGUUUUCAAGCCAACUAUAGUAAUUGUCGACCAUCUUAUUCAUGAACUCAAACAAUUUUCCUCACGCGCUGAAAAUCUUGGUUGUGUACAAAGCUCUAUAUUUAAGAGCAUCCAUGGAAAUAUGAUCAUAUGGUAUGGAACAUGGAAGAAACGAUCCAGUGAUGAAAAGGACAAGCUGACAGCAAACCUUCAAUCAAUGCUAACAAAUGUAACAAAAAUGUGUAUCUUGGUUGAACAAAAUUUCCUUGAUGCAUAUGCUGGAGAAUCAAGAGAUGGUACUUCAACUAUAAAGUUCAGCACUGGUGACAUAAUCUCAAUAAAUUCAGUAGUGACAACUAUGAAAGACCUUAAUGACCUAUGCUAUGCAGUCCUAGCAAUAUUUAAGUCUCGUUUUGCAAAAAAUGAAGGGAAAAAUGCAGGCAUUUGUCUAAAAGGCCAAAAGUUACCUAGUGUUGUGUGCAUUCAUGUGUGGAAGUCACUACAAUUUUGUUACUCAUGGGUUUUAAAUCCAGACCAUAGAAAAUGGAUGAUUCCAUAUCUUGAACGCUUCAAAAUUGUUAUGAAGUAUGAUAUUUUUCGAGUUGUUUAUGUGAGUGGUGAAAAUAUAGUUGAUCUUGCUUAUAAAUCUUCUCUUAUGUUGUUGGAAAAUGAGGAAGAGAGUACGCAUGUAAAGUGAAUUUAUGGAUUAAAUGUGUGAUUGGAACACUUCUAACGCUAAGGUUAUCCCCUCUUGUAUGUUGAACUUCUGAAGAGUAAUUUUAUUCUAAA